This is a messenger RNA of Triticum aestivum (bread wheat), 1715 nucleotides long. Its product is annotated as wall-associated receptor kinase 4-like. NCBI's taxonomy places the organism in Eukaryota, Viridiplantae, Streptophyta, Magnoliopsida, Poales, Poaceae. The transcript is spliced from 3 exons. Bases 39 to 1715 code for a protein of 558 amino acids. The record is from RefSeq and is a predicted model, not a curated record. Gene Ontology annotation, biological process: cell surface receptor signaling pathway; protein phosphorylation. Gene Ontology annotation, cellular component: plasma membrane. Gene Ontology annotation, molecular function: ATP binding; calcium ion binding; protein serine/threonine kinase activity.
GCAUCAGGGGGCAGGGGCCGUCACCGUUCCUCCUGUCGAUGACGCGCAAUGUUCUCAUGGGGGUCGGCUGGGACGCCGAAGCUAUGGUCUUGAGCAGCAUCGUAGGGAGUGACAGCUCCCGCAUCACCUGCGAGUCAUACCUCAGGGGCAACCUGAACGAGGCCACCAAUGGCUCCUGCUCUAGGCGGGGCUGCUGCCAGGCCUCCUUCCCAGAAGCGGUUCCCUAUGACACAUUCUAUCUCGACGUCAAUGGGCCCCAUAACAACACUCUGUGGGAGACCAACCCAUGCUCCUACGCCAUGGUGGUGGAGAGUUCGUGGUACAACUUCUCUACGCCGGACUUGUACGGUGACGAGGUGCAGCGCAAGCUUUUCCCAAGGGGCGUGCCAUACGUGCUCGACUUCGCCAUCAGGAGUGGGUCAUGUCCGCCGGAUGGGCAGCCGGCUCCCGCCUGUGCCAGCGCCAACAGCCAUUGUGCAACCGCAACCCGUGGGCCUGGCUAUGUCUGCAAGUGCUUGGAGCACUAUGAGGGUAACCCUUACAUCGCCGGCGGAUGUAAAGACAUCAAUGAGUGUGAGCACCCUGAUUUGUAUCCUUGCUCUGGGACUUGCAUGAACAAGCCAGGAGGUUAUGACUGUCCAUGUAAAAGAUGGAAGAAAGGGGACGGGAAAGCAGGAACUUGUGCAGAAAAUUUCCCCCUGGUAGUAACGUUGGUUGUUGGUGCAAUAGGGGGGAUUUCUUGCAUUUCAAUUGUGACACUUGUUAUUCUUCUUCGCAAAGAGAAAAGAAAGAUGAGAGAAUUCUAUGAAAAGAAUGGAGGGCCUACUUUACAGAAGGCAAAACUCAUAAAACUUUUCAAGAAGGAGGAACUCAGACCAAUUCUAAAGAGUAGAAAUUUUAUUGGAAAAGGUGGCUUCAGUGAAGUUUACAAGGGUAGCCUUCUUGAUAUUGGGCUAGUUGCAGUGAAGAAGCCAAUCAGCGGUAGCGUGUUGGAGAAUAAACAAUUUGCAAAUGAAGUCAUCAUCCAAUCUCAAGUAAUCCACAAGAACAUAGUCAGGCUCAUAGGUUGUUGCCUAGAAGUUGAUAUUCCAAUGCUAGUAUAUGAGUUUCUUUCCAAAGGUAGCCUCGAUGACAUUCUUCACAAUAACAAUGAUGCACCUCUUGACUUGCACGUGCGUUUACGCAUUGCUGCUGACUCAGCAGAUGGUCUAGCUUAUAUGCACUCAAAAGCACAUACUAGAAUCUUACAUGGUGAUGUCAAACCAGCAAAUAUACUCUUGGAUGAUAACUUUGUGCCAAAGAUUUCAGAUUUUGGCAUAUCGAGGUUGAUUGUGAGAGAUAAACAACACACAAAUACAGUCAUUGGUGACAGGAGCUAUAUGGAUCCAGAGUACCUACGGUCGGGCCUAUUGACUGAAAAAAGUGAUGUCUACAGUUUUGGAGUCGUGAUACUAGAACUUAUUAGUAGGCAGAUAGCUACACAUUCUGAUGGUAAUAGAUUAGUAGAAAAUUUCCUGGAAGCCCACAACGAAAACAGAGCUGCUGUAUUUUUUGAUGAGGCGUUUACAAGGCCAUGUGAUUUGGACCUACUUAGUAGUCUUGCGGUGAUCGCUAUGAAAUGUCUUGAACAUGAUGUGGAUCAAAGGCCAUCAAUGAUAGAGGUAGCUCAGCGCAUUCUUACAAUUUAUCAUUCGCAUGUCACAUUAGUUCAGUGA